CACCCCUCCCAUCCACAAAUCAUUCAUAUCUCUCAUCCUUCCGUCAAGGUGUGAGUUUCAAUUUUUUUUUUCCCCUCCCACUCUUCCUCCCGUCUAAAUCCUCCAUAUCGAGAUCAAAAUUUCAGGGCAACGACCUGCACCGUUCCCUGUCAUUCUUGAUCAUCGCCAGCGGUACCGUCACAAGGCCGCUCCUCUCAAUCUUCAAUCUAUCUACUCACACUUCGCUCCCUGUUCCAAACCUCUUCGAUCUGGCUGAGUUCUCCGCCUUCUACUGACUUGCGACCAACACGGUGGGUUGGUUCCCUGACCGCUUCACUCUUUCGUUUGCUUGGAGGCAGAGGAGAGCCGGAAAAAAACGUCAUAAGGCCUUCUCGCGACUUAGUCCGCGACCCGGUCUCCACGACCACCCCUCAUUCUCACCCUCUCGAGGGAAAUUCCCUUCGAGUGCUUUGCAACUCCUAAUGACCGCAUGUCCUCACAACCAUAAUCAUGGGGAGAAUUAAAAAGGUCGCCAGCCAAAAACAUGAAGCCACGAUCUCGCCAUACCUAGCGGAAUUCAUCAAUCGUGCUACGACUAUCUCGGUCCCCGAGCUCCCUUCACAUCUUAACAGCUUCUCUCGCCUAUGGCCCUUCCCCAGAGGCGACCUGUACCAUUGGAUCAACGUUCUCAACCGAUUCGAUGAGAUUCUUGCAUCCGUGAUUGAAACCUAUGCCCUGAACCAAGGCCCGCAAACCAGAUCCUUCAGCAGAGAUUUCUUGGCGAAAUGUUAUACUACCGAUGACAAUUCCGAAGCUCCAGAGGAUGUCAAUGCCCGGCUUGAGGCUUUACAGUACGGCCCCGAAGGAGACAGGGAGUUGCUGGAGGUGAUCAUCGACUUUUCUCGCCUUUUGCUGGAAAAGUGCGGUAACCGCAGUCUGUAUGGAAGCAGUGAACGUCUUGGUGACCUACUCAACACGACGUCGCCUUCGCUCCUCCAGUCAAGUUUACGUCUGUCACUUUGCCUGGCACAAAGGUAUCACUCACGCCAUCGGGGUGGCUCUCAUCUCCAGCAGAGCUUACUAGCAGCCCACUACAACAUUGACUUGGAGAAACUGCAAAAAAUCGCCGCGCCGUUCCCUCGCCCUCUCGGCUCAAACAACAGGACUGGUGUGUCGCCUGUUGCUGGUCUAAAGGUGAAGGAGCCUCUGACCAAACACAACGCUAACGAUCUCAUCACCUUGACUCGAGAGAACGAUAGCUGGGAUGAGUGGGGACACGUUCGUUUGCUGUAUUACCCACCCGGAACAUCGGAUUCAGCAAAGGCGCUAUUUGAUGCUGGUAAUAACGGCCCUUCGGUACAGCCCCCUACUACUCCAACACCUCUGCGCAGAAGUCAUACCCAUCCAACUCCGCGUUUAAGUCGCCUAUCCACAACGGAAGACUCACCUAGUUCCGUGAUUGCCACGCCCCUCGCAAAGUCGGACGAAGGAUUACGAGGCGGGACGACCUUGGAAAUCCCAUACUCGAAGAUCUCAUCGAUCAAGGCCGAAGAUCUUGUCGCCGCACAUAUUGGAGAAGUUCCAGAUGAUUCUAAGUAUGAACUCCUGCACAGGAUCCGCACUGCGCAGGGUUUGGCAGCGUCCCGGGAAAGUAGGGAGCAGGUUCUGGCUAUCCGAAUCCUUGCUCUCACCAAUCUGGCAUACGUUUACCCUGAGCCGCUCUUCCAACAAAAGAUACUUCAGUAUGAUAUGGAACAACCCAAGCGCCUCCAGCUCGCUUUUCAACUGGCCGAACUUGUUCAUCUUGGUGCGAGUGGCGAUCUCCAGGUCUCGCGGACUGUGCAGACACUGGCCCUUCAGGCUCUCGACGCUCUUGCGAAACACAAGGCUCGUGCCAUCGAUGUCUGUGCCGCCUUAAGUGUGAACGUGAACCAUGGUGUCUUGAUGUUCCUCACCCGAAAGGUAGUCAAUGAGCUUGGGUCCGAGGAUGGCGAACAAGAUGACGGUAAUCAGGAUGAAUGGCGCGAUGCUUUGCUUGCCUUGCUGCGGACUCUGCCCGGCUCAAGCACUAGGACUCCAGAGACCCUUGUUUCCGCCGGACUCAUACCAAUGUUCGUGGAUGUCUUGAAGCUACGAACCGAGAAGGCUCGUCGAGUAUACUCCCGAGUAAUGGAAUUUUUGGACACGUUCGUCCACGCAGUUCGUGAUGCACUUGGUACUCUUACUAGUUCCAAAGGAUUCGAUGCAAUCUCAGACUUGAUCGAUCAUGAAACCAAAUCUUCAUUCGAGCAUGUAAAACGAGGAGCAGGCCUUCCUUCACAACACAAGACACCUUCUAUCGAUUAUCAGAUCCCUUAUUUCCAGCAGCAAACCCUUCGCUGGAUGUUUCGGUUCGUCAACCAUAUUAUGCAGCACAAUGGCGGUGGCUUCGAUCGUGUCCUCCGGAAUCUGAUCGACUCGCCUCAGUUGCUGACAUCCUUGCGGCUUGUGCUCGAGAAUGCUCGCGUGUUCGGCUCUCAUGUCUGGAGUAAUGCAGUCAAUAUACUAAGCAGCUUCAUUCAUAACGAGCCCACCAGCUAUGCAGUCAUUGCGGAGGCUGGACUCAGUAAAAGUCUGCUGGAAGCUGUCACCUUCUCCGAGCUGAAGGUUUCUGAAAAACCAGCAGCCGAGGCGGAGGAUGUUCCCACAGAUAUGGGACCAUCAACGACGCCAAGCAUGGGAAACUCUGAAUCCACCGCGAAUAAGGAUAAAGCUCCUCGCGUCUAUAGGGUUGCACGAUCGAAAAAUGCACGGCUGGCUCCUGGGAUUAUGUCGGCUGCAGAAGCUCUUUCAUGUGUACCUUCGGCAUUCGGAGCCAUCUGCCUUAAUUCAUCAGGAUUGGACUUGUUCCAGUCUUCUCACGCCUUAGAAAGUUUCUUUGAGAUCUUUGAGAACCCGGAGCAUGUAAGGUGCUUGAAAGACGAUCCUAAUCUGGUGCGCUCCCUGGGUACCACCUUCGACGAACUCGUGCGACACCAUCCCGCGUUGAAAGCCCAUGUCAUGACAGCGGUCAUUGUCAUGGUCGCGCGUGUUGGGCUGUUAUGCAAAAGCAAAGCUUGGUCGCAUGGUUUGGGAGCGAAACUAUGGACAGAAGAUAAGUCGGGCAAACCAAUUCUUGCGGGCUCGACUUCUCAUUUGUUCAAUGCCAUCGGAGUUGAGAGCCAGGAUUCUUCUGGCUCUCAGACGUCACUUGGGGUUCCGUUCUUGAACUCUGACUCGCUCCCAAACGGCGGAAAGCUACAAAUAGGUGAUCUGAGUGAAAUCCUGCCCUCUCCGGAGAAUGAAAUUGAGCCCAAGGAUGUAGAUGACACAGGUCUCACGGCUACAGACUAUCUCUACCCUGUUGUUCGGUUCUUGGGGGCCUUCUUUGAGAACCAGGCCAACUGCACGUAUUUCAUCGAGUCCGGUGCCGCUGAGUUCAUUCUCGACUUUGCGACUCUGCAGAGCCUUCCUUUUGAUUUCCAUAACACGGAAGCGAAUCAAGAGCUUGCCGUCCUAGUGCACAUGUUAGCAGAAACUAAACCUCAUGUGAUCGUGCCGUCUCUUCUGCAGCGGACUGAGCGAGCCGUCGAUAUGCUCUCUGAAUUCUGGCAGAAACCUGACGAUCUACAAAAUGGUUUCUUUGGUCCCUUGAUCAAGCAGUCGUCCCAGUCUGAGUCGGAGGAGAAAGUAAAAGAGAUGCUUCCUUCUGCCAUGACAAGUGGAACUUAUCUUGCAAAGCAUAUGGGAGCCGUACUUGUCUUGACGGAUUUCUUGCGCGAGAUUUUCUCUAUGCCCCUCUAUCAGUCUCGACCAAGCCUACAGCUUCCCAUAUUCGUUCAAGUGAAUCUGGCUGACCAUUACUGCUCGCUUGUAAAGAAGUUGGGAGGCUUGCAUGCGGCUUGUGUCUGGGAGGAGAUUUCGCUUGAGAAGAACAUACCUGAUACCUGGGAUCAGGCAACGAAAGUGCAGCAGUCCGGUGCUACUCCCGAAAAGCCUGUUGAUACCCAGGUGCAGCCGAUCCUUGAAGCUGGUGUUCCUGACCAUAGCGGGGAAGCUCAACGCGAGAGUUCAGCAGCUAGUAAUGCCGCUCAAGCAAGUGCCACACAAGAGAAGUCGAAUCUACCCAAGGUACCUGAAAAUGAGAUGGCUUUCAAGAACGCAAGAGCUCUUCGAUACCUGCUGAGUUCAUUGCCUUCAUCUAUCACGGGAUUCUUCCACAAUCUGGGUCUUGGUUUGAGCGGAAAGAAGAGAUAUGAACCUUAUCAGAAACAAAAUGCAACCUUGGUGGCUGAAGAGAUCGCGCAGGCUGUGCUGGGGCAGUUGCAAUUCCAGCCUCCAAGAUCAAGUCAAAGCUCAAAACUACGUUUUGCCUACCUCAUCGUCAUUUUAUCUGCUUUCUCACAUUUGCUUUUCGAAGUCACACCAGAUCGUCCACACGCACACUAUUUGACAAUGGUACUGUUUGCGUUCAAGAGACUUCAUGGCUUGAAAGUGAUGAAGGAUAUCUGUGACCUUUUUGUACAGGAGGUAAAGGCCCUCACGCCACCAGAGAACGUUCCAGAGUCUGAACCAGAUGUCUCUGCGAGAAUUACUUCCGCAUACGGUGGCAUCAAGAUUAUUCUCGGCUUUUUCUCGGAGCUCGCCUCGGGCAAGAACAUAAUGGAGUCAAGCCAGACACAGUCGAUGACAACAAGUGGUGAUCGGGACCGGGACCGACCGGAUUACUUCCAACCUGCUCAGUUCCUGGUCGACCUCCGGAUGGAAAUCCUGCCGAUGGCCCGCGAGAUGUGGAAUUCAGACUUCGCAACUCAAUCGUCUAGUUCUGUGGUCAAGUGUCUUAUCGACAUCUUGCGCUCUUCACUCGAUGGAGACCAUGAAUCUGGAGCUGCUCGGCAGUCUGAUACACCUCCUGCCUUGGUAGAUGUAACACGACGAGCAUUUGUCAUAAACAAGGAUCGCUUCAAUGUCCAUCUGGAGAAGGGCUUCGAUAGUGAUCUUCUGAAGGAAGCGAUGUACCGAUGCUACAAUAACGGUACUGCCGAAGAGUACUGCAGAGCGCAAACCUGGUUGCGGGCCCCGGCGAGAGCACCGCCGCCCCCGGACGAUAUUGAAUCUAUCCGUUCCUUCACAUCCCUUGGCGGUGAUCCAGCCGAAGACGCUGCGGGUGAUCCGUUCAGCAGCGCUCCCCUUGAGAAUACCUUGUCCCUGCUUUUGUCCCGGGCUACGGGUCGACCCACUGGAGACGGCUCACGUCCAGAGCAGACUCGAGGCAGAAACGAUGAGAGCGAAGGGACGGAUAUCCUGGCCAGAGCACUAACCCAUAUUCUCAACGAUGAACACGGAGCAGGGGACGAUGCGCGGGGCCAAUCAUCUAGCACAAUCCCACGCAACACUUCGGCUUCCCAAGGCAUUCUUUCUGGACCCUUGAAUCAAGCUGCCAAUCAGUCAUCUGAACCACAUUCAGAACAACCGACAAAGCGUCGCGAAGUGAUCACAAUUGAAGAGCUGGAUAAAGAACGAGAGAAGGUACGCUCAAAUCUGAUCGAACGUUGUUUGGACGUCUUGAACGAGCACCAUGAUGUGUCUUUUGAAUUGGCUGAUCUCAUCGCUUCUGCUACGCGAAAACACCGCGAUCCCGAAAGUUUCCGCAAAGAAGUUGGCGAGAUCCUGGUCCAGUCGCUCGUCUCACUACAAAUGGAGAAUUUCCAGGCAGCUGGUAAGAAGGUGGCUGCGUAUGCCCAUUUUCUCGCUCUAGUUGUGCAAGACCGGGAAAUGUACACUGCUGCGCUAGCAGAGCUUAAAGAAUGCUUUUCGACCUUCCUUGGGUUUAUCCAAGUGACUCCGGAGAAGACCACGGAUGAAUCGUUUCCCUGGAUUGGACAUGUGUUGCUUGUCUUGGAAAAAUUGCUUUCAGAUGAUGCCCAACCGCCUCAGAUCCGCUGGGCCCCACCUGGCAAUGAUGCAAAUGCAGACGAUGAAGAGCCGGCUCAAUUGGAGGAACCGCUUGUUGCACCUGAGCAGAAGAUGCAGUUGUUCGAGGCACUAGUCGAAGUCCUGCCUAGGGUUGGAAAAGAUGAUACUCUGGCUCUUUCAAUCUGUCGGAUCCUCGCGAUUCUCACGCGCAACCGCGAAAUUGCUACUCGCCUAGGUGAAAAGCGCAGCCUACAGCGUCUGUUUGUUAUGGUCAAACAGUUGUCUAGUGCCACAAAUGACAAGCUGCAGGCAGCUUUCAUGUUGAUCCUGAGACAUAUUGUUGAAGAUGAGGACACGAUUCGUCAGAUCAUGAGAAGUGAGAUUGUUGCCAACUUCGAAAGCAAGUCUACUCGCCAAAUUGACACCACCGGCUAUGUACGUCAAAUGUACCAUCUUGUGUUGAGAUCGCCUGAGAUAUUCGUGGAGGUUACGAACGAUAAGCUCAAGCUGCAGAGGUUUGAUAAUCGACAACGUCCCCAGGUCCUAGUCCUGAAAUCCGAUAAGAAUAAAACCUCACAAAGCUCCUCCACAGCUAAGCAAGGAAAUGACAAGUCGAGCAACGGUGAAGCUCGGUCUCUUGACUUGUCAACUGUUGAGGGCAAAGAGAAACCAAAGGGUAUAGCUGAACUCAAGCCACCCGUGGUAGAAAACCCGGAUGGCGUUAUACACUAUCUUCUCUCUGAGCUUUUGUCUUACAAGGAUGUUGAUGACAAAGAACCCCCUGUCGAACCCGCAGACCCAGCCGCUCUCGAUCAGUCAGAGACUCAAACUGAUGUCGAUAUGUCCGUUGACGAACCACUGCCAUCGGUCACUAGUAAUGAUGCACAAGGCCCACGAAGCUCUAAGAAAUCUGACAAACCUGCGUUCAAGGCUGAUGAUCACCCGAUCUACAUCUAUCGCUGCUUCCUACUGCAAUGUCUCACAGAGCUUUUGUCGUCAUACAAUAGAACCAAGGUCGAGUUUAUCAAUUUCUCACGCAAAGCGGACCCUCUCGCAACCACCCCUUCAAAGCCUCGCUCCGGAAUCCUGAACUACCUGCUGAACGUCCUUGUGCCUGUCGGAACCAUGGAGCACGAUGAGUCUGUUGCGUUCAAGAAGCGCAGUAACACAUCUGCUUGGACUAUGCGUGUGCUCGUCGCUCUUUGCGCGAAAACUGGUGAGAUUGGUGGGCCCCCUAGGCGUCGCAAUGAGCCCAACUACAACGAAGACGAUGAGCCUGAACUCGUUUUUGUACGACGGUUCGUUCUAGAACAUGCUCUAAGAUGUUACAAGGAGGCGAAUUCCUCGAGUGAGCCUCUGGAUGCCAAGUAUGCCAGGCUGAUGUCUCUGGCGGAUCUUUUCGACAAGAUGCUCAGUGGGUACACAUACGGCUCGAAUGACUCGUCUUUUCCAGCGUCUGCUUCGCAGCUAGGAAAGACCAUGUUCGAGAAACACUUCCUUUCUGCCCUUACUGCCUCGGUGGCCGAGAUCGAUCUCAAUUUCCCGGCUUCUAAACGGGUCAUUAAGUAUAUCCUUCGGCCCAUCAAUAAGCUGACUCAGACGGCCCUCAUUUUGAGUGAGAAUUCAGAUUUGUCUACCUUAGGUGAGACCGAGGACGACGAGAUCUCCUCGGCCACAUCGGUUUCGGAUAUGGAGGACGACCGUGAAGAGACUCCUGACCUGUUCCGCCAUUCUACAUUAGGAAUGUUGGAGCCUCGUCAUGAGGAGGAGACGAGCUCUGAAGAGUCUGAGGAAGAAGAUGAUGAGAUGUACGACGAUGAAUACGAUGAAGAGAUGGACUAUGACGAGGAGCUACCAGAAGACGAUGGGGAGGUUGUGAGUGAUGAGGAUGAGAUUGAGGGCAUGGGGCCUAUUGAAGGUCUUCCUGGGGACAAUGGCAUGGACAUUGAAGUCGUCCUCGAUGAAGAUGACGAUGAGGACGAUGAGGACGACGAUGAAGAUGAUGAGGACGAUGACGUCUCUGAAAUGGAUGAUGACGAUAUUCUUGCCGGUGAAAUCACCGGUGACCAUGACAACGACAGUUUGGACGAAGGGGAUGAAGACGAAUGGGAAAGCGAAGAUAUGUCUGAAGAUGAUGAGGAAGCUGAGAUCAUGAAUCAAUUCGAAGACGAGCUCGACGACAUCCGACAAGCAGAUCAACGUGGCGAUGGGCAGCGGUUCGAUGACUUGUUCCGAGUCCUUAAUGAAGCUGCUGGUGGCGUUGAGGGACUUCAGGCUGAUGCCCUCGACGACAUGCAUGACGAUCUGGUCGAUGACGACUUGGCAGAGGAUGAAGAAGAUGAAGAAAUCGAUGAGCUGGAGGAGGAGCUCGAGGACGCCGAUGACGAUCAGGGUUCUUACCAGGGUUUCGAUGAUGAGGAAGAUCUCAUUGACCCAUGGGGAUGGGAUGGCGACGAUCAGGCACCCCGUGGACAUCACCAUCACCGAUUCCGUGGUACUCAACCAGCCUGGGCCGCUGUCACAGGAAUCAUGCCAAGUCGUCAUAAUAUCGUCCCUAUCCCUCCGUAUAGACUUCAUCGAACCCAAAUUGCUCCACGAGGUGGGGCUGACGAUGGGACAAAUCCUCUGCUUGUUCGUACUGACCGCGGCUCUGAAGCUGUUGGCCAACCUCGUGGACCCGGGAACGAGGCAUUCACUGACUGGGUUCAUGGCAUGGAGCCUGUUUCAACGGGCCGUCUUCUCCCCAUGGACAGUCCUGUGAGUUUUAUGAACGCGAUCAUGCAAGCUAUCGGAAACCAAGGGGCUCCAGGGUUCGGCGUUGUCACUCGCCCCGAUGGCAUCCACGUCCAUGUCGACAGACGGGCUAUUCUUCCCAACCGUAUUCAAGACAUUUUUGGGCUUGGUAGACAACAGGCCACACCCUCCCGGUCAAGAGAUGAUCCUUCACAGGCUGUGAGCUUUGCUCUGGCAACAACCAAAACCAGAUGGCAAGAGGAGGCCCGGAUCCUGUUUAGCAACAAUUAUGUUGAGAAAACCCAGCGGGUAAUCAAUUCCUUGUUGAAGAUCUUGGUGCCCCCUGCUAUUGAGGAAGGAAAGAGACUUGAGAAACAGGCGGAGGAGGAACGCAAACGGAAGGAAGAGGAGCGUGCAGAGCAUGAACGCCAGGAGCGUCUCGCUCGAGAGGAGGAGGAAAAGGAGCGCAAGCAAAAGGAAGAAGAAGAGAAUGUCAGGAGACAACAAGAGCUCGAACGUCAGGAAGCAGAGCGACGUGCUGCCGGCGUUGACACGGAGCCAAUGGAUGAUGUGCAGCAAACCGAUACGGUCGUGCAGACUACCGAUUCAGUCCAAGGCGAUACAAGAUCAGCGGAGCCUGCUCGCCGCGUGCACACAACAAUCAGAGGACGUCAAGUCGAUAUCACUGGAAUGGAGAUUGACCCUGAGUAUCUCGAAGCCCUACCCGAAGAACUAAGGGAGGAAGUGAUCAUGCAGCAGCUCGCAGAGCAGCGUUCCCAAGCUGCGGCUGCUGGCGAGGAGCCUACUGAAAUCAACCAAGAAUUCUUGGAAGCCUUGCCGCCGGAGAUUCGAGAUGAACUGCUACAGCAAGAAGCAGCUGAUCGUCGCCGCCGGGAACGUGACAAUACACGCAGGCGAGCUACCACGGAAGGCGCCCAGGUUCACGCCGGAGAGAUGGAUGUACCCGAUUUCUUCGCCACCCUCAACCCCUCCUUGCGACAAGCUAUUCUUGCUGACCAACCCGACGAAGUCCUUGCGACCUUGGGACCGGAGUACGUAGCUGAAGCUCGUGCUUUGCCUGGCAGACGCUUGGAGCAAUUUGAAGACAUUGCCAGAGUCGAACACCGCAAUAGGAAUGAACCAGCUGAUGACCAAGAGCCAAAGAAGCCGCAACGGCGUCAGAUUGUCCAGAUGCUUGACAAACCUGGCGUGGCUACAUUGCUGCGCCUCAUGUUCAUGCCUUUACAAGGUAAUGCCCGUCAUCAGUUGAAUGACAUUCUCCACAACGUAUGUGAGAAUCGUCAGAAUAGGGUUGAAGUCAUCAGUCUCCUACUCUCUGUCUUGCAAGAUGGAAGUGGGGAUGUUUCUGCCAUCGAACGCAGCUUCGCUCAGCUCUCACUCCGUGCCAAGCCAGCAUCUGUUCAGAAGACGCCUCAAUCUGUUAAGCGCAAUCUGUCGCUUCAGACCUCUUCAAAUGUCAGCAACGAGGUCACACCCACUAUGGUGGUGCAGCAAUGCUUGGGGACCCUGUCAUUCUUGUCUCAAUACAAUCCCCAUAUCUCGUAUUUCUUUCUCACGGAGCACGACUCAUCGUCUUCUCUCAAGCUUAAGGCGUUCCGCAAAGGCAAGGGAAAAGAGAAUAAGGCUAACAAGUUUGCGCUCAACGCACUGCUGUCUCUGCUCGACCGCAAACUUAUCAUGGAGAAUCCCAAUUGCAUGGAACAAUUGUCCAGUCUAUUGAGCAGCAUCACUCAACCUCUGACUUAUCUUCUUCGACGUGAAAAGGAGAGACAAGAGGAAGAGAGCAGAGGCAAGAAAUCCGAGCAACCGCAGAUUGAGCAAAGCACUAGCGAGCAACAGCAUAGCGCUACCACGGAACAUCCAGGCUCUACUGCAGAUGCUACGAUGAUUGAUGCUCCAGUUCCGACUAUUGAGACGACGCAGGCAUCGGUACAGGCUGAAGAAGAUGCGGGUAGUGCCACAGAUGACAAGGCAAAGAGCUUGGCCGAGGAAGAGAAGCACAAGAAGAAGAUUUACGAGCCACCGGUUGUGCCCGAUCACAAUCUACAGUUGGUGGUUCAUAUUCUUGCAGCUCGCGAAUGCAAUGGCAAGACAUUUAGAGAUACGCUUUCUACCAUCAACAAUCUGUCUGCUGUCCCGGGAGCAAGAGAUAUCAUUGGGAACGAGCUGGUCAGGCAGGCUCAGACUCUGAGUACAGUCAUUCUCACAGAUCUGGACGAACUCCUGUCGCACAUUCACCAAGCCCGAGAUGGUACCGACAUGCAGGGCUUGGCAUUGGCCAAAUUCUCCCCAGCUAGCUCCGAUCAGGCCAAGUUGCUGCGUGUUUUGACAGCGCUUGAUUAUCUUUUCGAUCCCAAUCGCGCAGACAAGGUCAAGGGCAGCGAGCCUGAAAACAAUGCUGCCAAAGAGGAUGUCAUGCAAACCUUGUACGAAUGCGCUACAUUUGGACCUUUAUGGACUAGAUUAAGCGAAUGCUUGACCGUCAUCCGACAGAAAGAAAACAUGCUGAACGUGGCGACUAUUCUUCUUCCUUUGAUCGAAGCUUUGAUGGUGGUUUGCAAAAACACCACGCUGAAAGAUACAUCCGUCUCGCGAACCAGCCGUGAACUUUCGGUAGCGAGCACUUCAGUUGACAAUGGUGUCAACAUGGAGAGUCUUUUCUUCAAAUUUACCGAAGAGCAUCGCAAGAUUCUGAAUGAACUUGUCCGGCAGAAUCCGCGACUGAUGAGUGGCACAUUUUCGCUUCUAGUCAAGAACCCUAAGGUACUCGAGUUUGACAACAAGCGCAACUAUUUCACUCGUCGCUUGCACUCCCGUGGUGCGGAGCCUCGCCAUCCCCAUCCUCCUCUUCAGCUAUCUGUCCGGCGUGAUCAAGUCUUCCUCGACUCGUUCAAGUCUUUGUAUUUUAAGACAGCGGACGAGCUCAAAUUUGGAAAGUUGAAUGUGCGCUUCCAUGGCGAGGAAGGUGUUGAUGCAGGUGGUGUGACUCGAGAAUGGUUCCAAGUUCUCGCGCGCGGCAUGUUCAAUCCUAACUACGCUUUGUUCAUCCCUGUUGCUUCGGAUCGGACCACUUUCCAUCCUAAUCGUCUUUCUGGUGUCAACUCUGAGCACCUAAUGUUCUUCAAAUUCAUUGGACGCAUCAUCGGCAAGGCUUUGUAUGAAGGCCGCGUCCUUGACUGCCACUUCAGUCGCGCCGUCUACAAAUGCAUCCUCAGCCGCUCAGUGUCCAUCAAGGAUAUGGAGACUCUGGAUUUGGACUAUUACAAGUCUCUUCUUUGGAUGCUCGAAAAUGAUAUCACGGACAUUAUCACUGAGACGUUUGCUGUGGAAACGGAUGACUUCGGUGAAAAGCAGGUGAUCGACCUUAUUGAGAAUGGUAGAAACAUCCCGGUCACUGAGGAGAACAAAGAGGAAUACGUGCAGCGUGUAGUCGAUUAUCGCUUGAUUGGGUCUGUCAAAGAGCAAUUGGACAACUUCUUGAAGGGUUUCCAUGAGAUUAUCCCUGCCGAUCUUAUUUCGAUCUUCAAUGAGCAGGAGCUCGAGUUGCUGAUCUCGGGUCUGCCUGAAAUCGAUGUCGACGACUGGAAGGUUCACACUGAGUACCAUAAUUACUCAGCCUCAUCGCCCCAGAUUCAAUGGUUCUGGCGUGCUGUCCGCUCCUUCGACAAAGAAGAACGUGCCAAGCUAUUACAGUUCGUCACAGGAACGAGCAAGGUACCAUUGAAUGGUUUCAAGGAACUCGAGGGUAUGAAUGGUGUUAGUCGAUUCAAUAUCCACCGAGAUUACGGCAACAAGGAUCGCCUGCCAAGUUCUCACACUUGUUUCAACCAACUCGAUCUGCCCGAGUACGAAAGCUACGAGACCCUGCGGCAACGUCUAUACACUGCGAUGACUGCCGGUAGUGAAUAUUUCGGGUUUGCAUGAAGUGACGGUGCAUAUCUAUCAUUUGUUCAUCUGACCAAUGGGUCAUGGUUCAACAUGCUUUUUCCGUCUCCCUAAUGCCGAAGCAUAUGAUGGCGUUUCCAUGAACUUUCCUCCGAACUAAUUUGUACAAUGCCGGGCUGAUGCUUAUGUUUUCAAGACAAUGGUGUGGCUUGACCAUAGUCUCUUUGACAAGUCCUCUGAAGUGCAGGUCAGACGACUCUGUUACAGAUGCUACUGGUCUCAGCCUACCUUCUUGUUAUCUUUUUCUUUUACAAUUUGUCAUUUGCAGUUUCUGUGUCCAGUGGUUCUUUUCUUCCGGCUUAUGUACUUUUGUGCCAUCAGCCAUGGUUAUAACAAUUUAAAUACUAUGUUGUAGUCUUCC
This is a messenger RNA of Aspergillus saccharolyticus JOP 1030-1, 12973 nucleotides long. RefSeq names its product E3 ubiquitin-protein ligase TOM1 (gene tom1). Gene Ontology annotation, molecular function: ubiquitin-protein transferase activity. The transcript has 5 exons. NCBI's taxonomy places the organism in Eukaryota, Fungi, Ascomycota, Eurotiomycetes, Eurotiales, Aspergillaceae. Gene Ontology annotation, biological process: proteasome-mediated ubiquitin-dependent protein catabolic process; protein polyubiquitination; positive regulation of protein catabolic process. The record is from RefSeq and is a predicted model, not a curated record. The coding region runs from base 490 to 12591 and encodes 4033 amino acids.